UGGCCGCGACUGGCGGUCACUGGCAAAAGCGAAACGUCCAAGUCAACCAACGAGGCAACGACGCGGGCAAAGCGGCAUAGGGGAAGCGAGAAGCCCAACCACCGAGCCCUCGCCUCAAAAUCCAGCUGCCACGCCGAGCCCAAGCUCCCAAUCGCCAUGAAGCCGGCGGCGCGGCGGCCGCUGCUGCUGUGCGCGCUGGCGGCGGCGGCGGCGCUCUCCAUCCUGCUGGUCGCGCCGCCGCCUCUCGCCGCGCACCUAUCAUCACUGCUCCUCGCCUUCCCGGCGUCGCCCUACGCGGGCGGGCCCAAGCUGGUGGUCCUCCUCGCCGGCCAGUCCAAUAUGGCAGGCCGCGGCCUCGCGCCGUCGCUGCUCCCGCCGCAGUUUCGCCCGCACCCGCGCGUGCUCCGCCUCGCCGCGUCCCGCCGCUGGGUCGUCGCCGCCCCGCCGCUCCACGCCGACAUCGACACCCACAAGGCGUGCGGUCUCGGUCCCGCCAUGCCCUUCGCCCACCGUCUCCUCCACGCUGCCUCCCCGGACCUCGUCCUGGGCCUCGUGCCCUGCGCCGUCGGCGGCACCAGGAUCUGGAUGUGGGCCAAGGGGGAGCCUCUCUACGAGGCCGCCGUCGCCCGGGGGCGCGCCGCUGUUGCCGCCGGCGGAGGCACCCUCGGCGCCGUGCUCUGGUUCCAGGGGGAGAGCGACACCAUCGAGCUCGACGACGCCACGGCCUACGGCGGCAGGAUGGAGCGCCUCGUCAACGAUUUCAGGGCUGAUCUCGGCAUGCCGAAUCUGCUCGUCAUACAGGUUGGUCUUGCAUCAGGAGAGGGGAAUUACACUGAUAUCGUCAGGGAGGCUCAGAGAAACAUCAAGCUUCCUAACGUAGUUCUUGUAGACGCGAUAGGAUUGCCCCUCCGCGACGACCAACUACACCUCUCCACAGAAGCCCAACUCCGGCUGGGUGACAUGCUCGGACAAGCCUUUUUGAAAUUUAACUCGUCCAUGGAUUCGAGACAAUGACAUCGAUAUUAUACCGGUACUGGACCUGUUGUUGGGUGUAGAGCUAAAUGACAAAUACCAUUCUUUUGGAAUGUUCCAUUGUAAAGUGUAGAGCAUUGUACAAGAGGAGUGAGUUCUGUCCA
Molecule: messenger RNA, 1136 nt
Organism: Zea mays
Lineage: Eukaryota; Viridiplantae; Streptophyta; Magnoliopsida; Poales; Poaceae
Product: probable carbohydrate esterase At4g34215
Exons: 2
Coding region: 157-1014 (285 amino acids)
Source: RefSeq, a predicted model, not a curated record